Messenger RNA from Cannabis sativa, 5722 nucleotides. RefSeq names its product F-box/kelch-repeat protein At3g23880-like. The transcript is spliced from 3 exons. Lineage: Eukaryota; Viridiplantae; Streptophyta; Magnoliopsida; Rosales; Cannabaceae. The record is from RefSeq and is a predicted model, not a curated record. The coding region runs from base 127 to 1293 and encodes 388 amino acids. Gene Ontology annotation, molecular function: protein binding.
AGUUUUUCUCCAUAAAAAGGUCUAUCCAUAAAAGAGAGGCAAAGAAUGAAGAUUGCAUAUUCAGUUCUCACCAACCUCACAUCUCACAUCUCUGUGCUUCUUUUCUAAGCCAAAUCUCUUUCUCCAAUGGCCAAUGAAGAAAAAGGUGUGCAUUACAAUUACAAUGAUAUCCCUUGUGACUUUCUUGGGGACAUUCUCUCAAGACUCGAUGUCAAAUCUCUUAAACGCUGCGAGUGUGUCUCUAAAUCUUGGCUCACUCUGCUACGGACCCCAUAUUUCAACGAUCUCCACCUCAAGCGUCAACUACAUUGUGUAGUUUUCCAACAAAAAAAGGUUAGAAAGUUCGAUCACCAUUUAUCCAUUUGUAAUGGGGAGAGUUUUGUUGAGAUUUCUUUAAAGAAAUUUCCCUUUACUGAGAUGGAUCAACAACCGAUAUUAACAAUUAUGGGCAGUGAUAAUGGUGUAUUAGGCCUUUAUGACUUAAGAUCUAAAGUGGUUUAUUUAUGGAACCCCACUAUUAAUGAGUCUAAAGAACUAACACCUUCUCCUGAGUUGGGGUGUAAUCAUUCUGAGCUUGGGGUUGGUUAUGAUCCCUUGACCAAUGAUAUCAAAGUGGUAAAGUUCUCAUCUCUUGAUGGGAAUGGUGUUGUUAGCACUUGUAAUAAGUUUAAAGAGGGUAAUCAAAUUGGGAUUUAUAGUUUGAGAAGCAAUUCAUGGAAAACAAUGGCAAUGCCUAACAUCUUUUCAGAAUUUGAAUCUUCUUCUACUUUUGAUAUAACCACUUACACAUAUUUGGACUGUUCCAUGGUUGUUAAUGGGUGCAUUCAUUGGAUAAUUUGCUUUGGCAAUACAACUUGUUAUGGCAAAUCAUCUUUAGGGAUAAUUGCUUUUGAUACAAGUAAAGAGAAAUUUAAUCUUAUAAAGUCACCUCUAACGGUAAAACCACGUAAUUUUAGGAAGUUAGCUAAUUUUUCUGGGUGUCUUUCUUUUUUCAUUAUGAAUGAAUUUCAAGUAGUUGACAUUUGGGUUAUGAAGAAAUACGGUGACUCAGAGUCUUGGUUUCAAUAUUUAUCAGUCAAUUUACUUAGUCUUCUUCCUAAUACACUUGGUCAACGUUCUACCUGUAUUCCAAAAGGCUUUUUGAGUAAUGGGAAUCUUGUAAUUUCUUGCGUAGAAACUGAAAAUUGGUAUUGUUAUGAUACCAAGAGUAAGAGGGUUAAAAAUGUGGGUAAAAGAAUUGGUGUGUCGGCCUUCACUACAUACGUUGAGAGUACUUUUAAGUUAGAUGAUUGAAAAUUCAGUCCAUAUGGAUCUAUGGUUUUGUCCCAUCUUAAAUAUAUAGAGCAGUAAAUUCAAAUUUGUGAUACUGAUUGGAACUCUGCAGUGAGCUACAUACAAGCUUAUCACUAUAUAUUUACCAGUUUAUGAUGACACUUGUUGGUUUGUAAUGCUUUAAUUCAGACAAUUAUUUAUGAUCAUUUGAGUGAUGACCCAUGACAUGAAAUGAUGAUCGAGUUUGUGUCUUUUAUUUCCUUUGUCUGGUUUUCGAGUUAAUUUCCAAGCUCUUUAUCUAUGUUGCUGGUUGUUUUCACGGAUGGACAUGCAUUUGGGGUUAACAAAAUGGUAGAUAAACAGUUUUUGAAGUUUUUGGUAAAAAUUAAGGAAAGUGUUCUCAUAAAUGAGUGAAAAUAAGAGCGAGAAAAAAAUUAAACUUUAAAUCAAGUACAGAGUGAAAAUAUAACUCGUAACUAUUUAAUCACAAACCAUUUCAAAAGAUUACACAUAUUUUGGGAUCCUGUAAAUUUUUAAAAUUAAUCAGCUAGUAGACCCAACCCGCGUGGUCUAGUGUGGCCCGAACAUAUACAAUUCACUGCCAAGCCUUCGAACUCAUGGCUGAUCACAAACAGAUUUACCAUUUCCUGCACAGUAGAGCACCCGUGAGCCAAGCCCAGCAAGACAGUAAAAUAUCAAUAUACACAAUAAUAAAAUGCUAUAUAACUACUGUUGUCAUUGCAUCUAUUGUCUAUUUGACAUAGACCUGCGUGUUACGCUCACACGCCUAAUUAUGUCUAUAUAGCAUAGACCCACGUGUUACGCUCACACGUCUAUAUACAAUAAGACCUUAGAAUGGUUUAUCUCGAUUCUGAUUACCGAGUCUAACCUAAUUAUGUCUUGAAUGCAUAAUUCUUUACUUCAACAUAUAUAGCAUGACAUUACACUUAAAAUCGUUUAAUCACUAGAGUAAUAACCCUAGGUCAUAUAUCCGCUCACUUUAGGGUAAUAACCCUAAUCCCAAAUUCUCAUUUAAUCACAAUUGUAAUAUCACACAUGAGCGCCACCGCGCUUAACUCUACGUGUUAAUUAUUGUCUUACCUGGUAUCUCAAGUAUGUGGAGAUUCCAAAUUCCCAGGUGUUCCUGAACAAUCGUCGGUAGUUCAAGUCACACAUUCCCGAGAUUUUAUAAAUAGGGUUAAUCCCAAAAUUCACUUUCACAUGAUCACAAAAUUUGUAUCGUUAGAAGGAAGAAGAAGAAGAAGAAGAAGAAGAAGAAGAAGAAGAAGAAGAUGAUGAUGAUGAUAGGUUGGGUUGGGGGGUUCUGGUUCGAGAAGAAAGAGAGAAAGUAAAUAAAAAGAAAAAGAAAAAAAGUUUUUUAUUUUUUGGGGGUUCUGGUAGAAGAAAGAGAAAGAGAAAGAAAAGAAAAAGAAAAAAAAUUAUAAUUUGUAAAUUAUUUAAAUUAUAUUUUUUUAUUAAUAUUACGUGGAUCACUAAAAACGUGCUACGUGUAUACAUAGGUAGUUCCGUGACAAUUAAAUGAGAUUUUUUUAUGAAAAGGGUAAAUAGCUAACAGAAAGAAGAUUUGAGUAGUUUUGCCAAUAAAAACUCGAUUUAGGUGGUUAAUUGUUAAAAAAUAUAAAGUACAAGUGGUUUUGCUGCUAAUAUCCUAAAAUAAUAAAAAAAUUAUAUAAAAAUAAUUAGAAAAUAAUAAAGAAAAAUAAAUAAUUAAUAAGAGUAUAAUAUAAAAAUACAUUAAAAAUCAUAUUUUUUUAAAGAGAUAUUGCAGUAUAAAUACCAUACACGUUUUUAAUUUUAUACACUUAAAUACGACAUGUUUUUUUUCGACGGAUUAAAUACCUUUAAUUACAUUUUCGUUACUUCUGUCACUACAUUUCUGUUAAAUCCUAUUCAAUUAUAGAGUAUUUGUAGCAUAAAUACUUGAUGUUUUAAAUUUCAUACACUUAUAUACUACAUGUUUUUUCUUCUGACGGAUUAGGGGCGUCCUCGUCCCCGCCCAGUUUGCAUCCCUGCUCCCAACUAGGAGUGUUUGCGGUGCGGUUUUUGACUAUUUUUUCAAACCAACCCGCACAUGCGGUUUUUCAAAUUUCUCAAACCGCACCCGCACCGCGAAAUUAAAAACCCGCAAAAACUGCACCGCAAAAAAUAGUGCGGUGCGGUGCGGUUUUUGUGGUUUAUGCGGUUUGGACUAUCUCUAAAUAAUUAAACGAUUACAAAUACAACAAACUUUGAGCAAAACUUGUCAAAAUACCAUAAGGCUUGAAAAUAAAUAUGAAAAAAAAAAGUUAAGUGUCAACAAUACAAUAAUUAGUAGACUUUAAUUUUUUUUUUGAAAGAAUAGUAGAUUUUAAGUUGAACAUUCAUAUAUUGGACCUAAAUAAAUAUAAAAAUUGGUAUUUUUAUAAUAUGCCGUGCGGUGCGGUUUGAACCGCAUAUUAACAAUUCAAAACCGCAAACCGCACCGCACCGCGCGGUUUAGGAAAAAUUCAAACCGCGACCGCACUGCAAAAAAUUUCAAACUGUAUUUUUUUUCGAUGUGAUGCGGUGCGGGCGGUUUGAACAAUUUAGGCGGUUUGAUGAACACCCCUACUCCCAACACAUUAGCAAAAAAAAAAAAAAACCUAAUCUCUUUGACUCUCUUAACUAAAUCUCUUUCAAUUUCUCAGUCUCCCAUGGCUAAUCCUGAAGAAGGAGUUCAAUUGCCCUUCGACGGCAUCCCUUGUGAUUUUCUUGGGGACAUUCUCUCAAGACUCGAUGUCAAAUCUCUAAAACGCUGCGAGUGUGUCUCUAAAUCUUGGCUCUCUCUGCUACGGACCCCAUAUUUCAUCAAUCUCCAUUUCAAGCGACAACAACCUUGUGCAGUUUUCCUCCAGAAAAAGGUUAGAAGAUUCGAUCACCAUUUAUCCAUUUGUAAUGGGGAGACUUUAGUUGAGAUUUCUUUACACAAAUUUCCUUUUUCUGAGAUGGAUCAACCACCGUUGUUAUUUUUUAUGGGUAGCGAUUAUGGUGUGUUAGGUUUUUAUGACUUAAUGGAUAAAGUUGUUUAUUUAUGGAACCCAACUAUUAAUGAGUCUAGACAACUGCCUCAGUUGGGACAUAAUUGUUCUGAAUUUGGGUUAGGCUAUGAUCCCUUGACCAAUGAUAUCAAAGUGGUAAAGUUCUCAUCUCUUGAUGGGAGUGGUGUUGUUAGCACUUGUAAUAAGUUUAAAGAGGGUAACCAGAUUGGGAUUUAUAGUUUGAGAAGCAAUUCAUGGAAAACAAUGAAAAUGCCUAACAUAUUUUCAAAACUUGAAUCUUCUUCUACUUCUAAUAUAAUUGUUUAUCCACUUAUGGGUUGCUCCAUUGUUGUUAAUGAGUGUAUUCAUUGGAUGAUUGGCCUUGGCAAUAAAACUGAUUGUGACCAAUCAUCUUCAGGGAUAGUUGCUUUUGAUAUAAGUAUGGAGAAAUUUAAUCUCAUAAACUCACCUCAAAUUGUAAAAGGGAGUAAUGUCAAGAAGUUAGCUAACUUUUCUGGGUGGCUUUCAUUUUUCACUUUGAAUGAAGUCCAUGUAGUUGACAUUUGGGUUAUGAAGAAAUAUGGUGACUCGGACUCUUGGUUCAAACAUUUGUCUGUCAAUUUACACAGUCUUCUUCCAAAUAGAUUUAGUUCCCAUUCUAGGUGUAUUCCAAAAGAUCUCUUGAGCAAUGGGAACCUUUUGAUUUCUUGCACUGGCUCUGAUGAUUGGUAUUCGUAUGAUACCAGGAAUAAGAGGCUUGAAAAUAUGGGUGAAAGAAUUGGUGUUAGGGGACUCACUACAUAUGUUGAGAGUACUUUUAAGUUAAAUGGUUAAGAAUUCUGUAUUGACAGACAUGUGGUUCUUGGAUGGUGUGCAUCUCUCCUGUGUGUGAUAAUACUUUUAAAUUGUGAAUACAUUGCUUGUGGUGUAUGUGAUUAUAUUUAUAAUUAUACAAUAUGUAUGUAUAUGUAUUUAGAAACUUGAGAGUUUCAUGCUGCUCUACUUGGUCUUGGUCCUUCUCAAAUUUGUGAUGUUUGCUGCAAAUUCUUCAAUGAGUUACAAUUCUUUGACUAUUGACUGGUUUAUAAUUGAUGACACUUGCUGGUUGCUGGUGCAUCUUUGGACGGCUGUUUCUGGUCCUUUUGGUUCGUUUGGAUUGCUCUGUUGUUUUUAAAGUGGGGAGGGAUUAAUUGGAUGGUAUGCUUUGGAAUUACAAAUGAUUAUUUCCAAUUCUGUUUAGGGGCAGUAGCUUUUGAUACAAGUAGGAGAAAUUUAAACUUAUAAAUGUUCCUCAAAUUACAGAAGGAUGUUAUCUCGGGAAGCUAUCUAUGCUUUCUGGGUGGUGUCUUUGUUUUUCCAUUAAUGAUGUAUACCAAAGAUCAGUUGAAAUUUGGGUUAUGAAGAAUUACGGUGACUCAGAUUCUUGGUUCAAA